GGGGGGUCUCAUCGCUCUGCACAUCAACGAUCGACUCUCCCACUCGCGCCCCAUCACCUCCAUCACUGCGAAUGUGACUCUAUCCUAUCCACUCGCACACUCGCACACUCGCACACUCCUUGGCAUCGCACCAUGCCGGCGCUGUGUCGAAGCGCAGCAGCGUACGAUUCGCUGCCUCGAGGGCAGCGCAAGGCCAAUGCUGCCAUCCACCGCCUUCGAGCCAGUCAGGCCUCAUCCCGACCAUCCGCUUCCUCCGAAUUCGGCCAGGGUGCAGGCGCAAAUGCCGAAGAGACGCCGCAAUUGAUAGCUUCUGCCAGGCAGAAUCCCAACUUGGCUGGACCUAGUAGACAGCCGGUGGGCAAAGGGAAUGGUUUGCUCCUCGGAGGUAAUCGGAGAGCGGCAAAGGCCGGUGUGGUCCUGCCACUCGCCUCCAGCGGCUCAGAGGAUGCAGAGCGGAUGAGCAGCAGACUACAAACACGGACAGGCAGGCGGAUGGACGAGGUUGCGGAUGCGGAUGCGGAUACGGAUGCUGGAUGGGCAACGGACGAAGCGCCAAGUGCGCCUGGAAGCCCAAAGAAGCAGAGCGGCAGGAACAGGUUCGCAGGCGCAGGCGCAGGCGUGGGUAUUAGCGGACCCGUAAGCAAUGCAAAGUCGGGAAAGCAACUGAGCGCAGGUGUCGCUGCUGCUGCGCAACACAGCGGAUCGCCUGUGCCGGCGAGGAAGCGCGUGGUGGAUAAGCGGCAGAUCGGAUUGCCGAGCAACUUUCAGCAUACAGGCCACAUUGGAGCCGCUUCAUACGGCCAGGCCGUGUCUCAGGUGGAUGCAGCUCAGCUCAAAGCUCAGCUGUCUGAAGUCGCCGCAGCGCUGUCCAACUUCGACCUGCCUCCCUUGUCAGAGUCUCUCACUGCAGCGCCACCAUCAAGCGCGCCACCAAAGUCGAGCGUUUCUGCCACACCGCCGCCCGCUCCAGCCGAGGUGAAGGGUGUGUCAGCACCCGACUCGCCCGAGAUGGAGCCUCUACGGGGGGACAAGAGUCCCCUCAUCCCCGCCGACUUUGCAUCGGUCUUGGAGAGUGCGACAGCAACGCCGGACGACUCGGUCAGUCUGGACGCCGCAGAAACAUCUGCUCCUUCCAUCCGCUUGGUAUCGCGCUCUUCGGCUUUGACCUCACCGCCAGCAGAGACAUCGUCACCCGAGCAGCUCUCCCGCCGCAUACCGCCUUUGCAUGAAAGACCGUCUGUGCACGUCGCCUCUAUUCGACGUAGGCCAGUGCCGUCCACCAUGGGACCAUCUCAGGUGCGAGCGAGUUCGGGAAGGGGAUCGAUCGGUCGAUCGUACGCUGCGCUUGGUCAAGGCAGCGGCGCACCUUCGACUGCGAUAGCUCAAGCGGGCACUGUUCGGGCUCCUGGCACGGGAGGCUUUGGACGGACAAAGAGGAAACCGGUCCCACGCGGCUUGGCGGGCAUCUUGGCCGAUCCUCUUGUCGAAACGUCGCAUGGCGACGGCGCGACUGGAAUGGAUAAGGAUCUUCCGCCGCAGCUCAACAGCGUCAAGGCGACGACUGCCGACGAUGGGUUCGUCGAUGUGGACGAGGAUGUGGCGCUGAGCUCUGCUGGAACGGGGCUGGAGCGCAACGUGAGCCUAGUGGGCGCCUUGCCUAGCGGUCUGAACGGCAGAGGCUACGCAGCAGGCGGCAAGGGUAGCUGGAGCAAACGAUCGGGCGGAGGUGCGGCGGCGGGCGCUGGAGUUUACGGCUCGGUGAGAGGAUCGGUGCGCAUGUCCGCCUUGGAAAGGGCCAAAUUGGCAGCGAUGAAGCUGGAAGCUGCUCAGAGGUUGGUGGCCGAGGGCGCGGGCACUGCGGAGCCGGACGACCCAUCCCUUUUGCGCUCCAAGAGCGGUCGACGAAGCGAUGCUGCGGCGAAUUUGAACGACGCGAGCGCCAGUGCCAGUGCCAGCGCAUCAUCUGCAGCCGCUGCUGCAUCUAUCCGCAUGAACGGCAAGAGGAUGGUGCAGGGCCCUUCGGGCACGUAUAUCACGGACACGGCGAAUCUGAGGUGGAACAGCGCGCUUAGCGAGAUUACUAGGGCGCUCAAGGAUGGGGACGAAGGAGGGGCAGCAGAGACUGCUGAGAGGGAAGGGGAGAGCAUAGAGGAUGCUAUGCGACGUGCGGAUCUGGUGCUGGGACGUCUGGGAGUAGAGCAGUAGUAGCGCUCCACGCUUCCGGCAACAAGCUGUGGGGGACAUUUUGAGGAAGUUGUCAUUCCUGUGGCGAAAGCCCCUUUCUGGAGCAAUGUAUAGCUUAUUCACGAA
Messenger RNA from Ceraceosorus guamensis, 2310 nucleotides. RefSeq lists its product as hypothetical. Lineage: Eukaryota; Fungi; Basidiomycota; Exobasidiomycetes; Ceraceosorales; Ceraceosoraceae. The coding region runs from base 133 to 2205 and encodes 690 amino acids. The record is from RefSeq and is a predicted model, not a curated record. The transcript is spliced from 2 exons.